CAAACUGUCAUGGCACUAAAUGACCGAACAUGUUGGCAAAUGUUAGUUUAUAUGUGAUAUUAAGUGAUUAUUUAUUCCGGUAUUAAUGUAGAAGUUGGCAGAGUUAAAAGUUUAAAUUAGUGACUUUAAAUUACCAGAGUCCCCAAGGACGACGACCUUCACUUUCUCAAUUGCAGCCAUUCCCAGUUAUUAUGACUGAGGAGCGACUCGUCACUGAGGUGCCGAGUAGCUUAAAGCAACUAGCUAGACUUGUGGUUAGAGGGUUUUAUACAAUCGAAGAUGCCCUUAUUGUGGACAUGUUGGUUCGAAAUCCUUGUAUGAAAGAAGAUGAUAUUUGUGAACUCUUGAAAUUUGAACGAAAAAUGUUAAGAGCUAGAAUAGCGACUCUAAAAAACGAUAAGUUUAUUCAAGUUCGAUUAAAAAUGGAAACCGGUCUGGAUGGUAAAGCACAGAAAGUUAACUAUUACUUUAUAAACUACAAAACUUUUGUCAAUGUUGUUAAAUACAAACUGGAUCUAAUGCGCAAGCGGAUGGAAACAGAGGAGCGAGACGCUACAAGUCGUGCUAGUUUUAAAUGUCCAUCCUGCGGCAAAACAUUUACAGAUCUUGAGGCUGAUCAGUUGUAUGAUAUGAUGACACAAGAGUUCCGAUGUACAUUCUGUAAUCAAGUCGUCGAAGAAGACCAAUCGGCCCUCCCCAAGAAAGAUUCGAGAUUGUUGCUGGCAAAAUUCAAUGAACAAUUGGAAACUCUUUACAUAUUACUUAGGGAAGUCGAGGGAAUCAAAUUGGCGCCAGAAAUAUUGGAGCCGGAACCGGUGGACAUUAACACAAUAAGAGGGUUAACGUCGAAGCAGUUCGGGAACCGGCCGUCGGGCGAGCAGUGGUCGGGCGAGGCCACGCGCAACCAGGGGCUGGCGGUGGAGGAGACGCGCGUCGACGUCACCAUCGGAGACGCGGACGCGGCCGCCGACCCCAGCACGCUGCGCAAGGAGCGCCCCGUGUGGAUGGUGGAGAGCACCAUCGUCGCCAACGACCAGAGCGACAGCGUCCAUUCAACAGACGCAGCGUUGGAAAAAGCGGCCAGCAACGCAGCCAACACAAAGACCGCUGGAAAAGAGAAAAACGACGACAUCAUGUCGGUUCUUUUGGCGCACGAGAAACAAAACACGGGUAAUGCUGCUACAAAUCCCUUAAAAACAGAACAAGAUAGCUCUGAUUCGAGCGACAAUGAAUCUAAGGAUCCUUACAAAUUAAAGGAUGAACUCGCUGCAGUAGCCGAGAUGGAAAGCGAUGACUCAGAAUCAGAAGACAACGCGCCAACUGUAAUGGUGAACGGAAAGCCGGUGCCUAUCACGAGCAUCGACGAUGACGUCAUCGCUAGGAUGACGCCCUCCGAAAAGGAGACUUACAUACAAGUUUAUCAAGAAUAUUACAGUCAUAUGUAUGACUAGAAUAAGUUUAGUUGAGAAUAAAAACUGUGUACCGAA
Molecule: messenger RNA, 1487 nt
Organism: Vanessa tameamea
Lineage: Eukaryota; Metazoa; Arthropoda; Insecta; Lepidoptera; Nymphalidae
Gene: TfIIEalpha
Product: general transcription factor IIE subunit 1
Exons: 9
Coding region: 192-1451 (419 amino acids)
Biological process (GO): transcription open complex formation at RNA polymerase II promoter; transcription initiation at RNA polymerase II promoter
Cellular component (GO): transcription factor TFIIE complex
Source: RefSeq, a predicted model, not a curated record